Messenger RNA from Pochonia chlamydosporia 170, 1713 nucleotides. Its product is annotated as maltase. Gene Ontology annotation, molecular function: alpha-amylase activity. Gene Ontology annotation, biological process: oligosaccharide catabolic process. Bases 1 to 1713 code for a protein of 570 amino acids. Lineage: Eukaryota; Fungi; Ascomycota; Sordariomycetes; Hypocreales; Clavicipitaceae. The record is from RefSeq and is a predicted model, not a curated record. The transcript has 5 exons.
AUGGGCAGUAAACCCGAACAGCUAAGAGCAUGGUGGAAAGAAGGCUCCGUGUAUCAGGUAUAUCCUGCGUCGUUCCAAGAUUCCACCGGCUCGGGAGUCGGUGACUUGAAGGGGAUUAUAUCGCGGGUCGAUUACCUCAAGGACCUGGGCGUGGAUAUCGUCUGGCUGUCGCCAAUUUUUAAAAGUCCCCAGCACGACAUGGGCUAUGAUAUAAGUGACUAUAGAGUAAUUGACCCUCCGUACGGGGACAUCACCGACGUAGAUGUCCUACGGGAUGCGCUCCACGCGCGAGGCAUGAAGCUCGUCCUCGAUCUGGUCAUGAACCACACCAGCGACGAGCACGAGUGGUUCAAAGAGUCGAGGAAGUCCAAGGAUAACCCGUAUCGAGACUGGUAUAUCUGGAAGCCGCCCCGGUAUGAUGAGCAGGGCAACCGGUGUCCUCCUAAUAACUGGCAGAGUCAUUUCCAAGGCAGCGCCUGGGAAUACGACGAAACAACAGACGAGUACUACCUGCGCCUCUUCUGCAGGGAACAACCCGACCUGAACUGGGAGAACCCGGCGGUACGCAAGGCUGCCCACGACGUGAUGCGCUUCUGGCUCGACCGCGGAGCAGACGGCUUCCGCAUCGACGUCAUCAACUUCAUCAGCAAAGACCAAUCCUUCCCGGACUCGAAGCAGACGGUCCUCCGGGGAACAGAGCACUACGCCUGCGGACCACGCCUCCACGAGUAUCUCAAGGAGCUGGGCGCUAUCCUCAAGGAAUACGAUGCCUUUAGCGUCGGUGAAAUGCCCUGUGUGCACGAUGAAAAGGAGCUUGUGAGAGCGGUGGCCGCUGACCGAGGCGAAUUGAGCAUGAUUUUCCACUUUGAACUAAUGGAUAUUGACCACGGUGUAAACGGCAAAUUCUCCCCGGGAAAAUGGACCCUCUCCACGUUGAAAUCCAAAGUAAACAAGUGGCAACGCUUCAUGUACGACAACAACGGCUGGAACGCCUUGUAUCUCGAGAACCAUGACCAACCUCGUGCCGUGAGCCGCUUCGUCCAUGACCACCCGGAGCACAGAGUAGCCAGCGCCAAGCUCAUUGCUGUGUUUUUGGCAUUCCAAGCCGGCACGCCCUUCAUCUAUCAGGGGCAGGAGAUUGGCAUGACGAACGUCCCUGUCGAAUGGGACAUGGAUGAGUACAAGGACGUAGAUUGUCUUAAUCACUGGGGGUUAUUCAAAGACUCUGCCGACGAAGCCACAAAGGCGCAGCUAAGGAUGGAAUAUCAAAAGAAGUCCCGCGACAAUGCCCGCACGCCGAUGCAGUGGGAUGAUUCUCCCCAGGCGGGUUUCACGACGGGCAGCGCGCCGUGGAUGCGUGUGAAUGACAAUUAUAAGCAGAUUAACGCUGCGUCCCAGGUGAAGGAUCCUGAGUCGGUAUAUCACACGUACCGGCGGGCGUUGGAGAAACGCAAGGAGCACAAGGAUAUUUUCGUGUACGGAGACUUUGAGCUUGUUGAUGAGGCCAACGACAGGGUAUUUGCGUAUAAGAGGGUUGCGGGGAAUGGCGACGCCGCGCUCAUUGUAUGCAACUUUUCCACGGAUGAGGUGGCCUGGUCGAGUGGUGUCAAGGCUCGUGAGGUUUUGGUCAGUUCUGCUGGGAAGAAGGUUGAUGAUGUGAAUGGUGGAGAGAUGAGGCUUGGACCUUGUGAGGCGAUUGCAUUGCUUCUGUGA